Messenger RNA from Dreissena polymorpha, 4388 nucleotides. Its product is annotated as antiviral innate immune response receptor RIG-I-like. Bases 534 to 3860 code for a protein of 1108 amino acids. Gene Ontology annotation, cellular component: cytoplasm. NCBI's taxonomy places the organism in Eukaryota, Metazoa, Mollusca, Bivalvia, Myida, Dreissenidae. The record is from RefSeq and is a predicted model, not a curated record. Gene Ontology annotation, molecular function: ATP binding; nucleic acid binding. The transcript is spliced from 17 exons.
GGAGUAGUAUUUAUGAAGUGUCGGUAAUAGGUGAUGUUAACAUCAGCCGCCAUUUAGUUUUGUCUGCUAGAGGUGACAAUAAUCAGGGAAUCAUUGUUAUGAAUUCUUGUAGGUAGUUUGCUGGAAAACUUUACAGAUAAAUCAUUCAAUGAUUGAACUGUUAGUCAUUUGUUAAAACAAAAUGUUUUUGUCAUUUUAAGUGUUUCAAUUUUAAGGUAAUUUAACGUAAUUUCUUAGGUGUUCGAUAACUGGUUCGUCCACCAUAAUAACCGGUUGACUUAAUGGGGUUUUCCGUCGGAAUUUUCACGUUUUAACUAUCAUUAAAAGUUGGAACAAACGGUUUGGAUUAUUUAAAUGGUUGAAACAAUAAAUUUAAAUCACGUUUGUCUGGAGGAUUCUCGUGUAAAGAUCGAGCCUACCAUUUGGGUGUUUUCAUGACGGUGUGUAUAAUCAAGCUGACAUACUGUUUCCCUGAUGUUCCUUCCUAGCUGAGGUUAUUAGGCCUGAGUUCGCCUGCUUAGGGAGCUAUUAAAAUGGCGACCAACGAAUUAACAGAGGAUUAUCUGGAAGAGCAAGUCCUGUUUUGGAGAAAAGAUAUCACGAGGUGCAUACAGAAACCAACCCUCGUCUCCCAACUGGCCGCUCUCGAUGUCAUAAGUCACGAUGCAUCAAUGAAACUUCAUGACGUCUUUACAAAAAAUAUUGCUUUAGUUGCUGCUGACAAAUUGAUAAAAGCCGUCUACAAGAGCAAAGCACCUAACAAGUGGUCUUCCUUUCUUAAAGCACUCGACGAGGAAGGAUUAGUGUAUUUAAAAGAACUCAUAGAGGAAGGCGCCCACGAAACGCCAGAAGAACGCGAACAUGGUCGUAAAAUGAUCCAGAUAUUUGCUCCUGAACUGGAGAGACGAGUUGAACCUCUCGAUUUGUUGCCUGACUUAAUUUCACGAGAUGUAAUAGAUAAAGACGACGCAGAAGCGGUCCGUAUGAUGCAAGCGAAUUAUGGUAGAAGCUAUGCGGUUGUAUGUAUGUACAGACGAAUGCAGAGUCGUUUACGUCCUGCGAAAUGGUACUACGAGUUUCUCUGCGUUCUUAAAAUACAAGGAUAUGAAGACAUUCUGGACAUUAUGGAACCGCAAUUUUUGAAAUCACCCACUGCCUAUAUCCCAAAGCCAGGGGAUAAAUGGAUACCAAAGAAGCCAUAUAGAUGUAAUGAUGAGACUGAACAUGUUUUAGAAGAAGUUCACUAUCCCAGUCAGGAAACGAAACUGAAGUCCAAUCCAUCCAUCUGGAAUGCAAAUUUAAAUACUCAACAUAGAUCUCCUGAAGGCUGGUUGUAUGAUCGCCGAACUGAAAUGAUGUCCCUUGAGCCGGAGACCAUUUCUGAGUCGACUUUUCAUAACAGGGAUCGAAUGCAUUUUGCUCUAGCCCACAAGGUGGGGCAGGACUUGGACAGAACUAAUGGUUGGUCCAGGAGGCCUUCAUUGUCGUCCAUGUCCAUAUCAUCAGAAAGCUGUUCACAUAUUUCUGAUGAGGCUAGCACUUACGACGGUCCUCUGCAUUUGCAAGUGGAUCACGCUAAACGAAUUACCGGAAACCGAAAUGACAUGCGUAUGAAUCGAAAUCCUGAAAAAGAUGUCAGCUAUGACAGUUCAUCGUCUCAGUUUGAUCCGUCAGAAGACACUGAUGAAUUCUGCUCUGACGAUGAAUCUUCAUUGUAUGACGACAUCGAAACUAUGGAAGAUACAGAAGAUGAUAUUGAAAAUUUCGAAGAUAGUUUGGAGGAUUUCCAACUGGAGCUUGCGGAAAAGGCUCUACAAGGUCACAAUACGAUUAUCUGGUCGCCAACAAAUACAGGGAAGACUUAUGUGGCCUUGAAAAUAAUGAAGGAUCAUCUUGUUAAUCACCCUGGAGGACGUAAGAAGAUUGCUUUUAUGGCCAAAACAGUCCUUCUGAUCAAGCAACAAGCGGAGAGAAUAAUAAAGCAUCUCCCAGAUUUCAAUGUGAAGCUUGCGAAUGCCGACAGCGAGGAAUCCUUAGCACUUGGGGCGUUCAUGGAAAUGGUGGACGUGUUUUGUUUCACUCCGCAGAUUCUAGUGAACAACCUGAAAAAUGGGAGCAUUAAACGCAUUUCCGAGUUUUCAUUGUUAGUAUUUGACGAGUGUCACCAUUCUAAGGGGUAUGGUCCAUAUACCAGUCUGUUGCACAUUUAUCUUCUGGAGAAGGCCAACAGGACUGUACAGAAUGCACGGCUUCCACAGAUUGUAGGCCUAACAGCUUCGUUGCCGGUUGGGAAAGUAGAGACGGUUGACGGUGCUCUCGAUAGCAUCAUAAACCUAUGCGCAAUGCUGGACGUUAAAAUCAUAUCUUCAGUCGAACGAUGUAUAGAGAGUCUAAAGAAAAGGACAUAUGUACCCAACGAAGAAAAGAUACCACUGGUAAUUCGGACAUCUGAUCCCUGUGGAAAAAUACUUCUGGAGCAGUUGUUUGAAGUGGAGAAACUUCUUCAAGAGACAGCUCUAACAAACCCUGAAAUGGUUUCCGUAAUGUACGUCAGCAGUACUAUUCAAGAAAGGGAGUCCCCGGCAUAUUACAAAUGGGCGAUGGAUGUGGACCGCAUAGCAAUGCAGAACGUGAAACACGAUAGAACCCGCAGAGACAUUCGCGCAUGUGCUAGCUACAUAACGAUUUAUGCUGCUGCCUUGGAAAUAAACACGCUACUAGAAACGGAGGACAUUGCGAGAUUUCUUGCCCAAAGGAACAAACGCGACACCGAAGCCAGUGAGAAGCUUACGGAACUAGAAAGUAAACUGCUCAGGCAGUUCAAAAGAGUACAAGCUAACCUGUUAAAUGUGAGCAAAACAGCCGGGACUAACCCAAACGUGAGAACAGUCUGUGACAACUUAAAAGAAAUGAUGAGUAAGGACGAGGUCGGAUCCAGAGCAAUGAUUAUGGUGAAGGCACGUGUCACGUCUCGUGCACUGGCAAGAUUUAUCAACAAAGACUUUAAGUCGUAUGGAAUUCGGGCGAAAGAGCUUUAUGGACAAGCGGAUCUGGGCGGAGAAGAAGGAAUGGACCAAACAAUGCAAAAGACCAUUCUUGAUCAGUUCAACAAAGGUUAUUACAAAGUCCUCGUAUGCACAUCUGUGGGGAACGAAGGACUUCAUACUCCAGGUUGCAACAUUGUAAUAAAUUACAAUGUCUUGGGCAACGAAACUACAAAGAUUCAAAUUCCAGGGCGUGCACGAAAGCCAAAUUCGACACUCGUACUUGUCGGUACACAUAAACUGUUCGACCACGAUCGCAUGAACGCAUUCAAAGUUUUACUGAUGAACCAGGCAGUCAUACAAUUUAAAGCUAUGGACAAAAAAGAGUUGUCGAUUCGAAUUUCCGCACAACAGAAGAAACUGAGGAAUGCAAAUAUUUCGAAGUUGGAACUCAGAGAAAUGAAAAUCAACAGGAAGUCAAAAGGAGUAGAUUACAUUAUCAAGUGUCAGAGGUGCAAGACUCAUAUCUGUAUGAGUUCUGAAAUUCGAAUCCUUGGCACAGGGCGUUUUCCAAUAAAUUUCGAGGUCACAAAACACGUCGAAUUGAGUGAACGUAAAAAAGUCACGAGUUUUGAUGGAAUAAAAUUGGUGAAGUCUGCUCAUUGCAAAAGGUGCCCUGUACAAUGGGGAACGGUAGCCGAAACGAAAGGAUUGGCUUUGAUUUUUUUAUCAUGUGUCGCCGUUGUGUUUGAAAGCACUGGCUCGAGCCGACUUCAGUCUUACAAGAAAUGGGACGAUGUUCCAUAUGACUUUCCAACAAUUGACGCGGCGGAUAUCCCUUGCGACUUUGAAAAAAGCUGGAUGAGUGAGUUGUAAUGCGCUGCUAAAAACAAAAAAAUAUCUACAUUUGUGUUGCUGCGCACAUGUAUCUAGAUAUAGAUAAAGUACAAUCCAGACAUGACACAGACGUGUGCCUAUUGUUAUGAUGUUUUUUUUUGCGGACACUGGUUGUAUUCUUAUGACCUGCUGCACUGAUGUUAACAUUACACCAUUAGUGCUGCAUCUUUUUCAUGUUGUGUCCAAUAUAUCGUGUUUUAACAUUUUGAUAUUUUGUGUACAUCAUGUUGAAAAUAUAAUUUUGCUUACGUUUGCCUAAUAAGUUAUGUUCGUAAAAUCUGUUAAUGAUGUGUUAAUUAGAACUCGCACGGGCCAUUUACGUACUUAGCGACAAAACGACAUAUAUGUUAAUGGGACUCAAUUCUAAAAAAAACAUACGAAAUAAAAUGUAUAAAGUGAAAAGGUAUUAUUAAUUAUUAUUGACUUUUUCAUAUGUACCAUUCAAAUUGAAAGCACAAACUUGUGCAAAUACGUUGUAGAUAUUUGUAAUAAAGAUUGUUGAUUGUU